GCUCUUCCUGAGUUGAGCUGGUUGCUCUGUGGGGCUGCUCGCUGCUUUCUCUACUCCCAAACUAUGGACUAAACCUGCACUGAACUUAUUUCUCUUUAACAAGAUUGAAGCCACAUCAGAGCUUUAAGUAUCUGCAUGCUUUGCGGCCAAAACAAAACACACAGAACUCAGGACAUAAAGGAUCACAAGAGAUGAGUGACCAAGACAGCUCCACCUCUGCCUCUCAAACGGAGGGAGACGUUGAGGGAGAGAUGGACACAGAGAUGGAGGGUGAAGGGGAAGAAGAUGUAAAACGCAGUGACAGUCCAGUCCUCCAUAUGUCAAACUUCUCCUCGUCUCUGCGUGCCGUCAUACGCAUCAAACAGAAGUACCAGGCCAUGAAGAAGAGACGUCAGGAGAUGUCUCUGGGAGGAGACAUAACCCUCACAGGAGCACCAGGGAAGACCAGCCCCAAAAUCUUCACCUUCGACGGAACAACCCCUUUUACCUUCUCCACCCCGUCAUCCUCCGUCCCUCAGAAGAAAAAGAGGAGAAAGAGGAGACGGGUGAUGUUUCCCAACAGAGGGCGGCGCCGGGCCCCUCCGAAGCAGGAGCCCAGCCGAGCCAAGUACAGCCUCUACCUGCUCUGUGUCAUCGUCUUUAUCCAGGUGUACAACGCUAUAGAGAACCUAGAUGACCACGUUCUCAGGUAUGACCUGGAGGGGCUGGAGAAGACGCUGAGGAGGGAAGUGUUUGGGCAGCAGGGAGCGGUGGAGGGUCUGCUGUCCCACCUGAAGGACUACUUGUCCACCUACGUCCACAACAAGCCCCUGGUGGUGUCCCUGCACGGCCCCAGCGGUGUUGGCAAGAGCCACCUGGGACGCCUCCUAGCCGGACAUUUCCGCUCCGUGGUGGGGGAGACGCUGGUGCUGCAGUACUACGUCCUCCACCACUGCCCCCAGGAGGCCGACGCCCUGCAGUGCGCCCGCGACCUCUCCGCUCUCAUCUCGGAGAUGGUGGAACGAGCGGAGGAGGAGGAGAAGAUCCCGCUCUUCAUCUUCGACGAGGCCGAGCACAUGCACGACGAGAUCUUCGACGCGCUGCUGCAACUCGUGGCCUCCAAACAAUCCAACGAGUACCUGAAUGCUAUCUACCUGUUCCUGAGCAACCUGGGUCACGCACACAUCACCAAACAUAUGCUGCACAACUCAAGUGUUUCUAUGGCGAUGACGACGUCUAGUCGUCACAGUCACCUAGUGAAAGAGCUGACUCCGAUAUUACGCGACACUCUGGAGAAGCUUCACCCGCUGUGGACAGAGGCGGACAUCUUACCUCUAGGCCUUUUGGAGAAAAGUCACGUGAUGGAGUGCUUCCUGGAUGAAAUGACUCGAGAGGGGUUCUACCCGGAUCAUACAAACAUAGAGCGCCUCGCAGGGGAGAUUGAAUAUUACCCCGAGGUAGGGGGGCACGAAUACUCCCAGACAGGCUGCAAGCAAGUGGUGGCAAAGGUCAACCUGCUGUGAAAUCCUCUGCCGGAAAUGUUUGGAUGUUUCACAUUCUUUAAUGCAUGAAGAAAUAGCGCGUGAGAUGUGAGUGAGGUGAAAGGGUUAUAAAACUUGACUGAUAAAACAGGAAAUUCACAGCUUUAGAGAGCAGUUUUGAAAAAGGAUGUUUAAGAUGUGCAGCUGUGUUGUGGGACAUGUGGCGUUCGUCCAGUGAAGAAGUGAAGAAACGCCCUCAAAAGGGUCGGUUCACCAUAAAUGUUAAAGAAAAAAAAACAUGUUUCAUAUUCAUCUCUGGUGGUUUUCAGCCAUGGAGAUCGUUUAGGUUUUAUCUGACCAGAUUUUGAGAUACCCCCCCCCCCUCCACUAUCUACAUGACUAUCCAUUACUGGAGGUUAUUGAACAUGUAUUUUUAUGAUUUGUGUGAACUGAGCCUUUAUCUCCUUUGCAUAUGUCACAACUACACAUUAGGCAGCUCAAUCCGACAUAGUAGCAGAUGAGUAACACCAUUAUUCAUUCAUGGAGUGAAGUUCAGAUAUUUAUAAUGCUUAAGUUACUAACACACAUUUUAGGACAAUUAGAAGUUGUUGUUAUUGUCAAAAAUGUCAAAUGUGAUGCAGCGUAACUUUUAUUAAUGCUAGUGCAAGAGUGAAUAUAUUUCUACAGAAUCUACAAUGUAGAUGUACUUAAAUAAUAUACUAUGUAAGAAUAGUAUUUAAGUAAUUGAUUCUGCCUUUGGACCUGCAGAUGGAAAGUGGCAGGAAGAAUAUUUCCUGCAUCACUUCAAUUCUUUUUAUUGUUUAUUUAUUAAAGACAGUUUUGCAUCGACAUGUUCACAUCCAAAGAAUCCAGUCUUGCACUAGCAUUAUUAUUUUGUAUUGACUUCAUGAGAUUUAAAGAGUCUUGAAUAUGUUAAUGUCCUGUAUUCAGGUAUCUUACAGUCCAAAUGUGAGUGCCUUGAAAUUAAAAAGACACAAUUUUAAAACACAGCUGUGGGAUUUUUUCUGUGUGGGACAAAAAGGGAAAUCUUAAAAGAACGAGCUUGACAUUUUAGGAAAUGUGCUUAUUUGCUUUCUUGCUGAAACACUCUCGUCUGUGUGGUAAAUAAGCUACCGUCAAAACUGUUAGCUUAGCUUAGCAUCAAGACUGGAAACAUACCCCCCCCUCCCCUUUUCUAAAACCACAGCAUGCCGUUUUUACAUUUCAGUUUAUGUGCGGCUUAAAGAAGAUAAAUUAAUCAUGAGUGUUAGCGAUGAUGUAGCCACAUUUCGUAACUUUGAACAGAGCCAGGCCAGCUGUAGCUUCAUAUUUGACUGAAAGGAAAGUCGUAUCAACUUUCUCAUCAAACUAUGGGCGUGAAAGCAAACAAGCGUCCCAAGAUGUCAAACUAUUUCUUUAACUCGUUACCAUCUUUUCCCACUGCUUUCAACUGUAUGUUAGUCUUUCUCAGCAGAUGCAGGUUGUAGAGAAAGUCCACGACAACUGAGCGGAGGAAGACGUGAGAUGUGGUUAAAGCUCCAGAAAAGGUUCGUAAGUGGAGUUAAAACAAUGUUUCUUGGAUGAAGCAAAAAGAACAUUUAUUUUUUUUCAUUUUCUUUUAUUAGAAUUCCCUUAAUUGACAUUGGAAAGAAUGAGGUACUGUGUCUCUAAGUGACAAAGAAAAAUGAGCUUUAUGACAAAAUAAUUUGAUGGAAACAUAAAACCACAUUUGGUUACAAAAAAAAAAAAGAUAAAAUAAAUAGGAUAGUCAUGUGGGACACAACAACCUCUUAUAUAAUCCUAUGAAGUGGUUUGACCAGAGUCACUCUGAGGACAAUCAACUGUAUUUUAUGUACAGAUCUGAGGAGUGUGUUUUCGAGAAGAGAGCUCUGACAGCAAUGAGCGCAGUCCUCGAGCAACAUGAGGAAACAGCUGGCCUUCAAGUUAAGACGCCCGCUGCCACUGGACAGCUGCGAUGCCUACGAGACGGUACGAGCAGAUGCAAUAUAUCCUCACUUUCUUUGUGAACGCUGAGACAGAUAGAUGAAAACAAUAUUGUAGAAAUGCAAACUAACUACAUACGCUACUAUAAGAUUCCACUACAUUGAU
Molecule: messenger RNA, 3569 nt
Organism: Cottoperca gobio
Lineage: Eukaryota; Metazoa; Chordata; Actinopteri; Perciformes; Bovichtidae
Gene: tor4aa
Product: torsin family 4, member Aa
Exons: 4
Coding region: 192-1502 (436 amino acids)
Cellular component (GO): nuclear envelope; endoplasmic reticulum lumen
Molecular function (GO): ATP hydrolysis activity; ATP binding
Source: RefSeq, a predicted model, not a curated record